Messenger RNA from Salvia splendens (bonfire salvia), 989 nucleotides. Its product is annotated as putative GATA transcription factor 22. Gene Ontology annotation, molecular function: zinc ion binding; sequence-specific DNA binding. The record is from RefSeq and is a predicted model, not a curated record. The transcript is spliced from 3 exons. Bases 83 to 811 code for a protein of 242 amino acids. NCBI's taxonomy places the organism in Eukaryota, Viridiplantae, Streptophyta, Magnoliopsida, Lamiales, Lamiaceae. Gene Ontology annotation, biological process: regulation of DNA-templated transcription.
GGCUUGCAUUUGCCCUUCUUUUAAAACACCUCUAAUCAUCAGAUCAUUUCGACCUUUUUUUUACACACUCUUCCUAGUUCCAAUGAACCUUAACCUUUCUCCUAUGGAGCAUGUGAAGGAUAAGGAGCAUGAUGAGCAGCAGAAGGCCUUCAAUUUUGGCCUAAAUCACCAAAUUGUUUCUUGUUCUUCGUCUUCUUCUACAUCAUGUCGAAUUUUUUUCGAUCCAAGUGGUGAUCACGCGGGGUUUUAUCAUCCCCAAUUAUACCAGCCCCGGGAUGGGUAUUAUGAGUAUGAUAGAGGAUCAUCAUCAACAACAUCUUAUGAUAUCAAAAACAAGUUGGAAAUUGGAGUAAAAUGGAUGGCUUGGAAGAACGAUCGUGUAGCCGAAGCUGCGAGGCUUGAAGUUAAGCAGGUGAUGCGUUCGUCUUCAGUCGAGACUGAUCUGAGAUCAUCUUACAAUUGCGACGCCACAAUUAGGGUUUGCUCAGAUUGCCACACAACCAAGACCCCUCUUUGGAGAAGUGGUCCCAAAGGUCCCAAGUCUCUUUGCAAUGCAUGUGGGAUUAGGCAAAGGAAGGUGAGGCGCGCCAUGGCAGCCAACUGCGGAGGGGCACCCGAGGUCAAUGUGAAGGAGAAGACGGGAAAGAAACGGUGCAAAGUAGGUGGUGGUGGAUCAUCAACUAGUGGGAAGAAGAUGGAUUUUGAGGAUUUCUUGAGCCACAAAUUAGCAAUUCAUAGAGUUUUCCCUCAAGAUGAAAAGGUAGCUGCGAUCUUGCUCAUGGCCCUAUCUUCUGGCCUCGUUCAUGCCUAAUGUUUUAAUCAUCAAAUUCCAUUAUUAUUCACUGUUAUUCUUGAUUUAGACAUAUAGAGAGAAGUGUGAGAGAUUGGUUUAGCUUUAUUUUUUGUGAUCUACUAUCAGUUUGUAGAAGGUCCACCACUUAGAUUUUCUGGUUGUGAUUUUAAAUAAGAAGAAAUUGAUAUUUUUUAAA